Messenger RNA from Penicillium cinerascens, 483 nucleotides. RefSeq lists its product as uncharacterized. Gene Ontology annotation, molecular function: zinc ion binding. The record is from RefSeq and is a predicted model, not a curated record. The transcript has a single exon. The coding region runs from base 1 to 483 and encodes 160 amino acids. Lineage: Eukaryota; Fungi; Ascomycota; Eurotiomycetes; Eurotiales; Aspergillaceae.
AUGAUUCGUGCUCCUCGCAUCUUGCCAACUGAUCCAGCAGUACUGCUGAUGGAAGGUGGCCCUGCUACGAUUCAGCCGCAGCAUUCCCAUCGUCCCGGUAUGUACGACGAUCCUAGUGCUAUUACACAAGGCACCUCGCAAAUUGAAGUGAUUGAUCUGAACGUCCCACCGAGUGGCCCCGGCUGCGUGGAUUGCGAAGCUGCCAAUAAAUGGUGGUUCCAUCUACGUCGUUGUGCCAAGUGUGGACACAUUGGCUGCUGUGACUCGUCUCCAUCACAGCAUGCCUCUAAGCAUGUUAUGUCGACGGGACAUCCUGUCGUUCGCAGCUUUGAGCCUGGCGAGGAUUGGUUCUUUGAUUACCGCACGGAGGAAACUUUUCUGGGGCCGUCCUUGCAGCCGCCAUUGCAUCAUCCACUCAGUCAGCCAGUACCCGGGCCCAAAGGAAGGGUGCCACGGGACUGGGAAGCACACUUGCAUCUAUGA